AUGAACUUGAGUUCCAUGGAAGAGGACGAGUUCCUCAUGCCAUCGAUGAUCGACAUGGACGUACUGCCUCCACCGAACAAUGAAGACCUGCAUGUGCUUAUCAUGGCGGUGUCUUACCUGUUGCUAUUCCUUCUAGGCACAUGUGGGAACGUGGCCGUUCUGACGACUAUCUACCAUGUUGUACGUUCAAGUCGUGCCACACUCGACAACACCCUCAUCUAUGUGAUCGUGCUGUCCUGCGUUGACUUUGGCGUGUGCCUCAGUCUUCCGUUCACGGUCAUCGAUCAGAUUCUUGGCUUUUGGAUGUUUGGCACAGUGCCAUGCAAGCUUCAUGCGGUUUUCGAGAAUUUUGGCAAAAUCCUUUCGGCAUUGAUUCUGACCGCCAUGUCCUUUGAUCGUUAUGCAGGAGUUUGUCAUCCACAGAAGAAAUUCCUUCGAUCCAGAAAACUGGCCAUUACCAUUCUGAUCGGUUUGUGUUUUUCCUAUCCAAGAGGUUUUUUCGGGUAG
This is a messenger RNA of Haemonchus placei, 507 nucleotides long. NCBI's taxonomy places the organism in Eukaryota, Metazoa, Nematoda, Chromadorea, Rhabditida, Trichostrongylidae. The record is from the annotation of a GenBank genome assembly.